UUGAGCCCCACCUUCUCCGUUUGGGGAGAGAAAAACUUUUUUUAUAUUAUGGAUUCGCCUAAAAAUGUGAUGGAAAUCUGGAUGGUUUUUCAAAUAUUUUGCAAAGUAUUCAAGAACGUAUAGAUUGUGUUGAAUAAUCUCGUUUGGCUCUCUAAGGAUUCUCAACCGCUGAGUUUUUCAACCCUGCAACGUCCCGGACUGGAAUGAUUGAAUUAUUGAUUGGGACGGUCCUGGCUGCUGGGAGGGUGGAGGUAUAAAAAGGAGGGACGCAUCCCAAGCAGUGCUCCACAGUCCGUCCCUUCUUCACACUCCCUUCUACUUUCUUCUUUUUCUUCAAACGCCAAGAUGAGCUACGGAUCCGACGCGUACUCAGCCUCUUCUUCCUACAGGAAGAUCUUCGGAGAUUCCCCCCGCUACUCAUCCUCUCCGUCCAGGAUGAGCUCCUCCAGGACCGGCGGCUACCGCUCCCUCUCGGUGACCCGCACCGGCGCCUCCUCGCUGGGCUCCUACAAGCGCGCCGGGCGCAGCGCCCUGUCCUCGGGGCCCAUGUCCCUCGGCCUGGACACGCUGGACUUUGCGCAAAGCUCGGUGCUGAACAACGAGUUUAAGAUCAUCCGCACCAACGAGAAGGAGCAGAUGCAGGGCCUCAACGACCGGUUCGCCAUGUUCAUCGAGAAGGUGCGCAACCUGGAGCAGCACAACAAGGUGCUGGAGACGGAGCUGGUGACGCUGCGCCAGCGGCAGUCCGAGCCGUCGCGCCUGGCCGAGCUCUACCAGCAGGAGAUCCGCGAGCUGCGCUCCCAGCUGGAGGAGGCGCACGGCGAGAAGAACCAGAUGAUGUUCGAGCGCGACAACGUGGAGGAGGAGCUCCAGAAGCUGCGCGAGCGCUACGAGGACGAGGUGCGCGCCCGCGACGAGUCCGAGCGCACGCUCAAGGCUUUCCGCAAGGACGUGGACGACGCGUCGCUGGCGCGCCUCGACCUGGAGAAGAAGGUCGAGUCGCUGCUGGACGAGAUCGCCUUCCUGCGACGCGCUCACGACGAGGAGGUGGCCGAGCUGAUGAACGCCAUCCAGGCCUCGCAGGUGUCCGUGGAGAUGGAGGUGGCCAAGCCCGACCUUACCUCUGCGCUCAAGGAGAUCCGCGGCCAGUACGAGUCGCUGGCCUCCAAGAACCUGCAGUCCGCCGAGGAGUGGUACAAGUCCAAGUUCGCCGACCUGAGCGAGCAGGCCAACCGCAGCAACGAGGCCAUCCGCGCCAGCCGCGAGGAGGUCAACGAGUUCAGGAGGCAGCUGCAGUCCAAGACCAUCGAGAUCGAGAGCCUGAGGGGCACCAACGAGAGCCUGGAGAGGCAGCUCCGCGAGAUGGAGGACAGGCACAACAUGGAGGUGGCCGGAUACCAGGAGGCGAUUGGAGAGUUGGAGAAUGAGCUAAGGACCACUAAGAGCGAGAUGGCUCGUCACCUGAGGGAAUACCAGGACUUGCUGAAUGUCAAGAUGGCUCUGGACAUUGAAAUUGCUGCCUACAGGAAACUUCUGGAAGGAGAGGAGACCCGCAUUAGCACGGGCAUGCCUUACCCUAUUCCGAGCUCUGUCUCCAGCAGCCAGAGCUACAGCUACCAGAGCCGUAUCUACACCAGCUCCGGCAAAACCGCCAAGAAGGAGGGAAAAGAUGAAGAGGACAAGCAGGAGCAGAACGCCAAGUCCGAAAGCAAUCCGUCCAAGAAGGCUGACAAGCAAGAGUCUGGAGACGUCAACAGCACCAGCCAGAAGAACUAAACCUCUAUACACUACUUCUCCUUGUUUUCUCCUUAAUCCCCCAUAUCCCUUCCCUUCUGCACUCUUAAAAAUAAAGCAUACUAAAAGGGAGAUCUUGGGUUUACUAUACAGGAACCACUGUAGGUUCCUUAACCAACCUUUCAAUGUGUAUAAUGCAGGUGAAUAACCCAGCUAACAAGGGUCAGGAAACGUUUGUUUUUGGUUCCUGAAACAUUUUGAGAACAGAUCAUCCUUAUUUACCCUUUGGUUCUUGAGGAAGGUUUUCUGAAUGGAAAUUCUGUAAGUGUUCCCAUAACUUUUCCACAAUCCUGUAUUACAAUAGAGAAGUAAAAAUUACUUUACACUGCAAACCGCAAAAUUUAUAAACCGCAGAUUAUUUUCCAUUGGCUUCCAUUGUAAGCAUAAUGGAUGUGUCCUUUAGUUUAUUUGCUUACCAUCAGUGUGUAGUCAUUCUUCUCAAGCUGUGCUACAAUUAUAGGAAUGUAUCCAUAACCUUCAAAACAGAAGAUUUAAAGAACCAUGGGGAAAACACCUUUUCUCUGUGAUGAAAUCAUUAGAAAACCUUCCUGCGAAUGUUUUACUGCCGCAUUAAUUUUAUCAACAUGAGAACUCUUUAGUCAUUUUAGUCAAUUUAGUCAUUGCUCUUUGUCAGUUUUCACAAACCAAAUCCCAGUAUGUGAUGCUGAAUUUUCUAAUCAAAAUUCGGGGAACCAAAAUCUUACGUUACGGCAACGUUUCUAGCUUGUGUUAGCUGGGAAUAUGCUAGUUCUAUUUCAGUAUAGAAGUUACCUAAACCUUUAUUUUUAAGAGUGUGGGCAUGUCUCAGAGAGGAACCCAGUGUAACCUCCUCGUAUCAACUCUCUCGUUCAACUCUCACUUAUCAUCAACUACAGCACUCUCUAAACCAGGGCCUCUGUCCCUUUAUGAUAUUCUGCACACUACUGAACACGCCUCAGGUGUCAUACAGUACACUCUCCUCUGCUACUCUCUCUCUCUUUCCCACCGUUAGCCGAUCCAGGUCCGCUUUCCGUCGUAGAUGUCGUUUCCUCGAAACCCUUAAGUGCACUGCCACAGGCUACUCUGAUCACAUUCCAAAAAGGUGUGAUGUGUGUACUGUGCAUGUGUAUAUGUGAGUAUGUGUGUGGUGUGCGUAAACAUGCACGGUGCAAAACAUUGCGACGAAAUAUCGCAAUCUGUUGACGCGCUAAACGGUAUUCGACAGCGGUAAACGAACGUUUGGCAGACAGCGCUAGACCGGGAAGUCGUGGACGAGAGGUAGUAUUCACGAACGCUGCACAAACCAAGGUUUUGCUCGCAAAAACCAGCACAGAACUUGACCUGCAAUACUGUAUUUGUCCGAGCCUUACUGCUCUAUGCCAUGGCAAUGCUGUUAUUUGCUGACUGUACAGCACCCAGGUCCCCAUUCUGAAACCCAUUCAUCACCAUUACACGUUUUUCUGUAGAUUCGUGAUACAUUCAUACGUCGCGUUGCUAGCUGCUAGUUGCUAGUCUUCUUUUAUUACUAGAUCUCAUUAUUAGCAUCCAUUUGUAGAACCAGGUGCACACAAGUGUGCAUGGUAUGUACACAUUUUGCAUGGCAAUUCAAGGAAGAUCCCCACUCUAGAACAUCCAGCAACCUAGCAUUUCUGGUCAGGCUUCUAAAACUGUGGAGGAACCCCUAAAGCUUCUUUGAGGAACCUUCAAAAAAAAGCUUAUGGUGCUUCAAGAAACAUUUCUCUCAAAAACCUUUUCUUGAAGGUCCUUCAAAGCACUUUUUAAGGGAUUUCUCCAUAGUUUCAUAUUGAAGAACCCUUAAACCUCCUCCAGGAACUUUUAGGAAUAUUUAAAUAACUUUUCACUGAAAAAAAAAGUCCUUUCCAAGACUAAUCGUGGUGCCAAUCUUGAAUCCUCUUGUCCCUGAAAAUGUGAAUGCUUUGAAUGAUUUGAGUGUACGUAGCAGCUGCUAUUGAUGCAUGAUGUAUGUUGUACCCUUUUUGCAUGGCGACCAACCGUGUGUGUGAGCCACCAAUCCAACUAUUGCCAUGUGGUAGUUACUUGAAUAGGGCAAGAGUAGGUUCUCACUUUUCCCCUUAUUAGGUGUAUUUGGUAACACUUACUAUAAAACUUGUGUUUAUAAUGCAUCAUAUGGCAUACAUGAUACUUUAUAUUAAUACCUUACAUCACAUUAUGAAGUACAGACAUGUGUCUUAAGAGAUGUAUAAAGAGAGGUAUACAAUGCCUUAAUAAUAUCAUCUGUUCAUGAGAGCUUUGAAGAUAUUAUGAUUAUGAUAAUUCAUCAUGAAGGUACAUAUGAUAUGUACUUAAAUGUGUUAUGCAUGUCGCUAUACAUAGUUGUAUAGUUAUUAUACAAGCUUAUACUAGAUUUAUUAGGUAUUUAUAAGGUAUUAUGAAUACCAAAUAAAGCAUCAUAAACACAGAUUUCAUAUAACGUGUUACCAUGUAUUCUUUCUAGUACUGUACACCCAUCAUUAAUUUUGUAUAAAUAUACUGUACAUCAAUGGCUUUCUGUUGUCUGUUGUUGGUGCCAUGCCUGUAUGGCCACCAAAAAAUUGUCCAUGGGUUCCAUAUUGGCCCACAUAUGGAUGGGUUCACAAAGGGUUAAACCUGGGCUCAAUCUGGGUUAUGUCUAUAGGAAGCCCAACUGGGUCCCAAUUACAAAACAGUACAAACCCCCCACAGCCCAUGCCCACUUGGAACCCAUCUGGAACCCACCAAGCCAUGCCAACCAUGCUCCACCCAUGUAAGCCCCACUUAAGCAUGUUGGCGAGAAAGGCUUUAACUUUUGACCAUCCGCAAUCCACAAUGAAUGAAAGAAAAUCAAGAUUUAAACCAGAAAAUAGUACAACUGUGGCACAAAUACUGCUGCUGAUGCCUUUUUCACGUGUUGCUUGGUGCUUGUGUUGAUGAUAAUCAACUCAGGGCACUUUUGUCUUAAACCCUAUACACUUCUGUCCCAACACCAUUUCAUUCCUUAUGCAUACUGACCAGCUGUAAAGAGGAGUGUUUAAAGAGUGUUAUUAUUUCAAUCUGAGCGAGCGAGUGAGAGACCUUUGAUAUAGGGUUUCGAUUUGAGCGUAUGCUCUAUUACUAUAAUUUCAGAUUGCAAUUUUGUUGAGGUGAGAACAAACCCAAGGGAGCAAUAUUAGCACAAAUGCAUGGGCAGAUAUGAUCUAAAUGCUGUGGAUGUCAUGAGUAGAUAACAUGAUGUAAAAUGGAAAUUAUAUAGAUUAUGCACAAAUCUACCUAUCAUCUCUCUCUAUCUACAGUCCACUGAGUCUAAAUUAGGGACGCACAGUAUAUUGUUUCAGUAUCGCCACGGCAAUGUACACAUGCGCAUCGGUCCCAUCGCAGGAUGUGCAAUGUAAGAUAACGCUAAACAUAUAAUUAAACUGUACACAUGCUACAACAUGUUUCAUACAAAAAAAAAAAAAAUUGCAACUGUCUAAUUUCUUCAUUUUUAAUUUAACUUUUUUUAAGUACACAAUAUAUUGUCCCAGAAAUUAUUGUGAUAAACUAAAUAUUGUAAUUGAAAAUAUUGCCAUUUUAAAGAAUAAUGAACAUUUGAAUUGGAAUAAAACUGGCUCAUAUAUUCUACAUAAAUAUAACUUAUUAUAAUAAAUAUAUUAAAAUAUAGUCAAUUAAAACCACUGUUUUUAAACAAAGUUGACAUAUUGGCUCAAUCAUGGUGAUAGGAAAAUACAUAUAUAAAUGUAUGUAAGUCAUUAGUCAAUUUUAUUUUUUAGAACAUGACUAUAUUUAUGGCAGAACAACAAAAUUUUGAAAUAUCUUUUUUUAAAUCAAUAUCGUGCAACACUACUCUAAACGACUUUCAGACCUGAACCAACGUCACUUAGCCUUAUUGUCACACAAGGAAAACCUCAAAACAGUCAGACAUCGUACACACCCAACCGCCUCAACCACCUCAACCACCACAACCACCUCAACCAACUUAACCACUUCACCUCCUACCAUGAACAGAAACAGUUAAUCAUUUAAAGGCACCAUUUCAGACCCAGCUUAAAUAAAUAAAGACAUGCUAUUAGGGCUAUCUAAAGCUACUGAAAGCCCCAAAAGUCCAGAAAUGCUUGAUAUGGGUCUAAAAAGUUACGCUUUAAAUCCUGGUUGGACUUCUAAUGACUCAAUCAGUGCUAUAGCGGCUUUCGCUAAUUAUUCCACUUAAACACUGCCAGGUUUUGACACCACGACUACCGUCUUGCCUGUGUCAUUUUUUACCACCUAUUUUCAGUCAAGCUCCACAUUUUGUGCUAGCUAGUAGUACAUAUUAGCCAGUACCAAAGUAAUGGGAAAGUCCUAGUAGCCGGGAGGCAGAGCUUGACAUAAAAACAGGUGUGCUAAAAAAUUACGCGCCUUCUUAUUUUGUAGCUAUUUUUGUCGUGGCCAUGUAAUAAGCCUGACUUGCUGCACUUUUUGCUGUAAUAAAACGGAUUGUACCACUAGGUGGUGUAGAGUUUUUUUGUUUUUCUGAAAUAGAUGUGUUAGAGUAGGUUAGAAAACUAGGCUAGCUCUCAUUAGCAUUGCAAAGGCUUUGUAAGGAGUUGUGAGGAGGAAAUGUCAAAGCAAAUCUGGAAGUUUGUCCAGUCAUUUCCUCACUUUUCUGUCAUUGUAAUUAGGUUUUUCAAAGUGCGAUACUCUACUAAAUAAAGGCUAAAGGGAUGAUUUGAGAAAACUUUCACCACAAGCUUCACCUAAAAGAAGCACAAGCUAACCCUGCUAGCUAGCCCACUCGCACAGGCAACAAUAACACAAUAAUGCUGCAUGUGCAGGUAGUGCCACUCAAAACUCCCAAUUCUAUAGACAGAUAAUAUACAACCAUCGCCCAACAGUUACGACAGGUCCUUUAAAAGUUACACAAAAGAGCAAAAGACAUCAGAAAUCAAGCAAACAAAUACUUGUUUAGUUGAUUAAAAUGCCUUAAACCACCAGCAGCUUGCUAAAGCUAGCAGUGUGUGAGUAAGCGAAUUGUUUGUGCGCUUAUCUUUUUUCUUUAGCGAUUAGAUGCUACACUGAAUGGCUGAAUUGAAAUGUUGAGGAAUUGAAUGUAGAUUAUUGUGCUCUACUCUUGAUUCUGGAUCAUAGCCUACUGCUGUAUCACAGAUGACCAAUAAAGACUGAUAUUAAGAAGUC
Messenger RNA from Astyanax mexicanus (Mexican tetra), 6942 nucleotides. Its product is annotated as alpha-internexin. Gene Ontology annotation, biological process: intermediate filament organization. The record is from RefSeq and is a predicted model, not a curated record. Gene Ontology annotation, cellular component: cytoplasm; intermediate filament; postsynaptic intermediate filament cytoskeleton. Lineage: Eukaryota; Metazoa; Chordata; Actinopteri; Characiformes; Acestrorhamphidae. The transcript has 3 exons. Bases 346 to 1776 code for a protein of 476 amino acids. Gene Ontology annotation, molecular function: structural constituent of postsynaptic intermediate filament cytoskeleton.